Messenger RNA from Sungouiella intermedia, 1071 nucleotides. The record is from the annotation of a GenBank genome assembly. Lineage: Eukaryota; Fungi; Ascomycota; Pichiomycetes; Serinales; Metschnikowiaceae.
AUGACAGGAGCAGUGCGGCUGCGUUGUUUCCGCUUACAUAAGCGCUUAAACAGAAACCCUAGUCUAGAUGACAACAUAAAAAGGGAUGAAUUCCCAGUUCAGUCUAUAUUGUCUCAGCUUGAAAUCAUGGGAUUCCAUUCACCAGACUCCGGCAUUGCAGCCUCGGUAUUCCUUGCCUUGUACACGCUCUUCUUGGGCCAGAUGACAUACAUUAUGAUCAAAAGAGGCUUCAAGAACGUCUACACUUUCAUUUUCUUCUUCACCUUGUUCCGUUUUGGAGGCCAAUUGUGUGGUGUCGUCUACGCCGCAUUGGGUCCACUGCAUUAUAAAUGGCUCAUUGCGUAUCUUGUGUUGGGGGCCGAAGGUUAUUUUGCACUUAUCUUUGCUGGAUUCCGCUUCACUUGCAGGGCCCAGUAUGAGAAAUUUGGAGAGUCGUGGAUGCUCCACAAAGGUCCAAACGUUGGAAAUCUAUUUAUUCUCAAGCGUCUUUGUAAAUCAUGGAGCCGCAUCUUCCAUUUGACUCUUAUUCCAGCAAACGCACUUGUCAUUUCUGGAGGUUCCAUGUUGGCAGGCAUUCUGUACGAUGACAUGGCAAAGGAGCACAACACUGUUAUGACCUCCAAGGCACUCCGGACCACAGGCCAGGCCAUAUUUUUAUCCAUGACGUUGUGCCUGAUUUUCUUGACCAUCUAUGUCUUUGUUGUAGAGAAGGUGAGAAACCAUACCACCAUUGCAGUGUUGUGUGGAUCACCAUUUAUUUUGGUCAGAGGUAUUUUUGGUGUUCUCUCCAUCUACAUCACGGAAAUGAACUACUUCCAGUUUUCCAAUUAUGAUGAGGAAGGAAAAGUCAACCACAAGUUGGUCGUUUACGAAUAUGUGUUGUCGACAACCAUGGAGUUCAUUACUGCUUCGCUCUUGAUGACUAAGUACUGGUUCGAUUUGAAACACCCAAGCGAGCAAUUGUUGCUCGAAAACAAAAGAACUAACAAUUCAUCAAAUUCUGAUCCAGUCAGCUCAAUCAGAGAGCAGUCAAUGAAGGGAGUAUUGAAGGCGGAACGCCAACGAAACUAA